Molecule: messenger RNA, 2239 nt
Organism: Syngnathus acus (greater pipefish)
Lineage: Eukaryota; Metazoa; Chordata; Actinopteri; Syngnathiformes; Syngnathidae
Product: potassium channel subfamily K member 16-like
Exons: 5
Coding region: 536-1516 (326 amino acids)
Biological process (GO): potassium ion transmembrane transport; stabilization of membrane potential
Cellular component (GO): membrane
Molecular function (GO): potassium ion leak channel activity
Source: RefSeq, a predicted model, not a curated record
GGUCAUGCAGGCAUCUGGUUAGCAAAAAAAAACUGAAGCUUUCAGACUUAAUGAUAUUUCAAAUGACAUGACUCCCCUUUGACACGUGUCAAGCUGGCAGUCUGUAUUAUUUUGACAAUUUCCACUAGGGUGUUAAAUCAUUUGUGGUGGAUUUAUAUGAUGUCUGGGUUUCCACUCGACUUGUCUGUGUCCUUACAGCGCGCGACUCUAGCAGCAGUCAGGUGAAAUAUUAACUUUUGUUCUACAGACAAGAUGCUUCCUUAUUAGUAGAAACGGUUGAAACGGUUGUCUGUGUGUGUCCAGAUGUCGCCCUAAUGGAGAAGAGGUGUUUGGUCAUCACCCGAGCGACACAUAAAUCAUGUCCGAGCAGAUACUGGGCUUUUCUGGCCAAUCAGAGGAGGAGCAGUGAGUAGGGAUGCUCCAGCUUUGGAGGGCAAUCCACUGGUCACGAGAUGCAGCUUUACUAAAGAACAGGUACUAAGAAUAUACUUUUUGUUUUGGUUUUUUACAAUCAUGGCAGCACUCUCCAUGGGAUAUGUCCAAAGAUGCUGCUGAUCUUUGCUGUCUACGUAAGGCCUUUCAUGUUUUUAAGUCUCAAUCCGAUCACCAGCCUGCGCGUCCAUUGUGGCUUAGGGGAAACUUUUCGAUGGCGAGGAUUCAGCUGGUGCGUGUCAAAGUGAGCUGGACGGUACUUCUGGCUCUGGCCCACCUCACCUACUUGCUGUUCGGAGCCAUCAUUUUCCAGAUUCUGGAACGAGAGGCCGAGAGCAACAAUCGGAACCACUUCCAACUGGAGAAGUUGAAUUUCUUGGCAAAUUACACCUGCCUGGAUGGACCGGCUUUGGAGAAGUUUGUUCAGGUGAUUUUAGAAGCCUGGGAGAGGGGCGUGAAUCCCUCUGGCAAUUCGACUAACCCCAGUAAUUGGGAUUUCAGCAGUGCCUUCUUUUUUGCCGGCACUGUGGUCACAACUAUAGGUUAUGGCAACCUGUCUCCCAGCACUGUGUCCGGUCAGGUGUUCUGUGUUUUUUAUGCGCUGUGCGGCAUCCCGCUCAACUUGGCCUUCCUCAAACAGCUGGGAAAGUGUCUCACCAUUCACUUGGGCCAUCUGGAGAAAGGCAUGGUAUCUGUAGUUCCACACAAGCAAACUGUCGAGGCGUUGGCAGUGAGCUCCUUCUUCAUCACUGGUAGUCUGCUGUUCCUGGUCAUUCCUCCCCUGCUGUUCAGUUACGUGGAAGGCUGGACAUUUGGUGAAGGCUUUUACUUUGCUUUCAUUACCCUCAGCACCAUUGGCUUUGGAGAUUAUGUUGUGGGGACCGAUCCAGGCAAGGAGUACAUCUCUCUGUACCGUAGCCUGGCGGGCAUAUGGAUCAUCUUUGCCUUGGCCUGGCUGGCUCUUAUCCUCAGCAUGGGAUCAAGAAUAAUGGCACAUGUGAUCAGCUUGACUCAUCCAAGCUUUAAGAAACAAGAGGAGGACAAUGUGUCAUCCAACAAACUGGAAGACGCCUCAAAGAUCUGAUAACAUGUCGGAUCGAGCUAGGUUGGCAUAUUCAUAUGUAAUGGCGUGGAUUUGAAAUACGUGUUUUAUUUGAUCCCCAGAGGGUAAUUCAUUUUACAUUCCAUACUUUUUAUGUAGCAUCCAUUGCUGCUGUCACCACCGAAAAUCAUUCUCCACUUUAGACAUGAAUAUUGUACAUUUUUCUCUUUGCAUCCACUUUUGCUUAGGCAAAGUCUACCUCAAUAAGCCAUACGGAGUCAUCACACACUACAAACAUUUGAGUCGAAUUGAAAUGUAAAUUGUGUCAUUAUUCUGAUAGACUGAAAGUGUUUACGUUCCAUUCUUCCUCUAUGUACCGUUUAUUGUAGGAACUCAAAAGACUUGAAAAAAUAAAUUCUUACAAGUUUGAUCCAUCCAACCACCCAUCCAAUCAAGCGGAAAAGAUGACAUUUUUCCCUCAAUUGACUUCUACAGGUUAUACAUCGUCGCAUUAAUGGUGUGGAUCAAAUUCCGAAUGAUUGAUCUCAAUCUUCUUUUUUUAUGGCUCAAAAGCCUGCCAUUUGAACAGCGUCGACUUUGUAUAUCCACUGUGUAUAUGCAUUAACAUGAGUCAACAUCUGUGUUUGUGUGCUGACGGAAAACUCCCUCCGCUGAAUAGAGCGUGUUUGGGCUAUCUAAAGCAAACACAUUAAUCAGGAUGUGAGGUAGCCUGAGAGCACAUUACAUGCAGAAGUGGCCCCGGGA